Molecule: messenger RNA, 510 nt
Organism: Penicillium crustosum
Lineage: Eukaryota; Fungi; Ascomycota; Eurotiomycetes; Eurotiales; Aspergillaceae
Exons: 2
Coding region: 1-510 (169 amino acids)
Biological process (GO): autophagy of mitochondrion
Cellular component (GO): mitochondrial outer membrane
Source: RefSeq, a predicted model, not a curated record
AUGUCUUUCAGAUUAUUCACCCACCAACCCGCAACCCUUCUCCGUCUGGGUCUAGGCGUCGGCAUCGGUCUCUCUGCCGCAACCAUGCACCCCCUGUCACCCUUCCGCGCCGCCCCAAUGCAAUGCCAGUACGCCGUGCCCGAGCAAUCCUUCAACAAAGGUUCAGAUUGGGCAGUUAACCCUGCCGAGUCUGCGGGGCAGAAGCAGGCCCGUCCGCGGCGGACUGGGCUGUUGAACGCGGAGACUAUGCGCCAGGUUAGUUUGGGGAGUGUGCUGGGGCUUGUUGCUGGUGUUGGGUUGAGAGCAUUUUCGAAGGCUUUGGUUGUUAUUUUGGGCAUGGGAGUUGUUUUUGUUGAGUUCGCUGCAUCCAAAGGGUACAAUAUUCUUCCAAUCAGCCGGAUUCAGAAAUAUGUUAAGCGCGUUGAUCUGCGCCGCGCUAUGAGCGAGAAACGGCCGUUCAAGAUAAGUUUCGGUGCUAUGAUGGCGAUGGCGGCAUUUGCGAAUUUCUAG